AUGGAAAAUUUUCAGAAUCUGAUGCGAAAAUUCGAAGAGGAAAUCACUGAUCAAUCCCUAAAUGAGUUCUCACGAGUGUUGAUGCGACUGAACGUCUCUGUUUUAUCACCAAAGCUCACCGAAGUGGAGAUGCCCGAGCUCAGCUACCGGGCUUUGGCUGAAAAUGCCAUCAAAAUAAGUUCGUUGGGUGGAUCGGCUAAAGUUAGCGCUAAAUAUCGUGCCGUCUAUAAGACGGUGCGUGAGGGGCAGUUGACCGUGCAAAUGGAGAAUUUUGAUGUGAACGUCCGAAUAAAAUUCACGAAGACAUUCGCUGGCUAUUUACAGGUUUGA
Anisakis simplex (herring worm) is the source of this 330-nucleotide messenger RNA. The record is from the annotation of a GenBank genome assembly. NCBI's taxonomy places the organism in Eukaryota, Metazoa, Nematoda, Chromadorea, Rhabditida, Anisakidae.